Molecule: messenger RNA, 1125 nt
Organism: Lycium ferocissimum
Lineage: Eukaryota; Viridiplantae; Streptophyta; Magnoliopsida; Solanales; Solanaceae
Product: BAG family molecular chaperone regulator 3-like
Exons: 4
Coding region: 173-949 (258 amino acids)
Biological process (GO): protein stabilization
Cellular component (GO): cytoplasm
Molecular function (GO): protein-folding chaperone binding; adenyl-nucleotide exchange factor activity
Source: RefSeq, a predicted model, not a curated record
ACUAUAAACUGCUAUCCUUUUUAUAAAACAGUUGGUUCGUGUCGGUAGGACAGUACUGGGGCAGUUACUCUUUCCAACUUCUUGAAAACCUUUCACCAGCUAUUUUCUCCGGCAACAGUCAGUCACCGGCGAUAAAAAAAAAAAACACACACACAUUAUUUGCAACGGCAAAAUGAUGAAGAAAGGACUUAAAUUCAAUGGUAAAAAAGCCGAGAGUGUUGUGUCAACGGCUGCUGCCUUUAAGGAAGAGGUAAUAGAGUGGGAAAUGAGGCCCGGUGGGAUGUUAGUACAGAGAAGAAGUGAUAAUUCAGAUGAUGUUGCAAUUACUCAGAAUUUGCGGAUACGUGUGGCUUAUGGUGCUGCUAGGUAUGAGAUAUCCGUUAAUCCUCACGCCACCUUUGGGGAAUUGAAGAAGCUAUUAACAGAAGAAACAGGAUUACAACCAGGAGAACAGAGAGUAAUAUGCAGGGGAAAAGAAAGAGAAAAUGGAGAAUAUUUAGACAUGUGUGGAGUCAAAGAUCGAUCAAAAGUCAUCCUAAUUGAGGAUCCAGAAAGCAAAGAAAAAAGGUUCAUGCAGAUGAGAAAGAACGCCAAAAUCCAAGCCGUACAUCGCUUGAUUAACGACGUAUCCAUAGAGAUUGAUAAACUUGCUGAGCAGGUAUCUGCAAUUGAAAAGUCAAUUGGAAAUGGGAAGAAAGUAGCAGAUUUGCAGAUCACUACUUUGAUCGAGAUGUUAAUGAGACAAGCUGUCAAAUUGGAUAAUAUCGUCUCUGUAGAAGGAGAUGCAUGUGCCCAGAAGGAGAUGCAGGGUCAAAGAGUGCAAAAGUGUGUGGAAACCCUUGAUUUGCUCAAAGUGGCCAAUACUAAAAUAAAGCCAGUUAUAGUCACCACCAAAUGGGAAACUUUUGAUCCACCUCCUACCACCACAAGUUGGGAAUUAUUUGAUUGAUUUCUUCUUUCAUUUUUUUUUUUUUUUUAAUCUUUUACUUUUCCAACUUUUUCCUAUGUAUUUUACUAAAGAGAUUUAACAGUUGUUCAGCUCGUACUGGUAGCUUCUCCUCUACUGAUUCACCAAUAAAUGUUUGUGCAGCUUUGUAAAUGGGAAAUGUCCAAAUUCAACCCCUC